GGGACAUGGGCCGAAUCAGGGUGACUAGUGACGGGGCGAUGCUGAUCGUGCUCUCGGUGCUGUGCUGGCUCUCCGGAGCCUCCUGGGCUGCGACCCUGAGCGGAGUGGAAGGCGACUACAACCUGCAAGACAUCAUUCUGGAUCCAACGAAGUUUGGAGGCGUGACCAACUUCAGCACCUUCCUACUGGACCGCUCGUCGGGCCUGUUGUUUCUGGGGGCCAGGGACGCCAUAUUGUCUGUGGACACCAAUCAACUGGACAAACCACCACGCAAAAUUACGUGGGAUGUGCCGGAGGACAAGAGGAGAUCUUGUGUGGGAAAAGGAAAGACGGAGGUGGACUGCCAUAACUACAUCCGCCUAAUGGAGUUUCUGGAAGAGGGACGCAUCUACGUGUGUGGCACCCAUGCCUUCGAACCCCAGUGUGCCUUUCUGGAGCUUCCCUCCUUCACCCUGGAGAAAAAUAAUGAUGGAGAAUUGAAGAUGGAGACGGGGAAGGGCAAGUGUCCCUUUGAGCCCAGUCAGCACUACACAGCUGUUAUGGCAGGUGGUACCCUAUAUACAGCAGCCACCAGUAACUUCCUGGGAACGCUGUUUGACAUCUCCAGGGCAACAGGCCCAGAGCAUCAGCGCAUCCGAACCGAACAAUCCAUCAACUGGCUUAGUGACCCAGAGUUUGUGAGCUCAGCCUUCAUAGAAGAGUCCGCAGCCAGCAACCCGACCGGCGAUGACGACAAAAUCUACUUCUUCUUCACUGAGGUAGCCAAAGAAUACGACCUCUACACCAAAGUCAAGGUCCCCAGGGUGGCACGAGUCUGCAAGUCUGAUGUGGGAGGGAUGAAGACUCUGCAGCGACGUUGGACCACCUUCCUUAAGGCCCAGCUGGUGUGUGAGGACAAACCCAGCGAUCAGCGCUACAACAUCCUGACCGAUGUUUUCACCAUGCAGCACACACCAGGCGACCCCAGCAGCACGCACUUCUACGGACUCUUCACCUCCCAGUGGGAACGUGAGGAGCUGUCAGCAGUGUGUGUUUUCAGCUUGUCUGACAUCAUCAAAGUGAUGGACGGCCCCUUUAAAGAGCUGAAGAAGACCGGUGAGGGCUGGAAUCCUGUCCCCACACCGCGGCCUGGCCAGUGUUUAAAUAACGCCUUAAAGGCCGAAGGAUUGGGGUCAUCCCUAAAUCUCCCAGACAAGGUGCUGACAUUCGUGAGGGACCACCCUCUGAUGGAGAACAGCGUUACCGCAGCACCCCUGCUGGUCCGCAAGGGGACAAGAUACACCAAGCUGGCUGUAACCCAGAUAGGAGCAGAGCCAAUAGGAGUGGUGCUGCACCUCGGAACAGACCGUGGGGAGCUCCACCAGGUGGAGGUAGUGGGCCAGAAUACCACCCUUCUGCAGGAGAUUCCUCUGUUCGCCUCAUAUGAACCUGUCAACAAUAUAUUACUACACAAGGGCCAGGCUCUGGUGGGCAGCCCUCUGUCUCUGGCUCGUGUCCAGGCUGAAGGCUGCGCUCUGUAUCCCAACUGUGAGCUGUGUGCCAGAGCCAGAGGACUGGGCUGUGUGUGGAGCGAGGAGGAAGCGGCCUGCAGGAGCACGGCAGCAAAGCCUGGUCCAGGUGAUUCGGUUGAGGAUGCCUUGAGGAAAUGUGAUUUAAAGGAGGGGCAUUGCUCUCCGUCCACCAGGGAGCUGCAAGUUUCCAUCGGCCUGCGCCUCCUGUUGCCGUGCGUCCAGCUGACUCCCAGGCCCUGCACCUGGGAGCAUCCUCUCCACAGACACACCCGGCAACAUCACUCUGACCUGGACGUGACCGUCACAGAGGAGAGCCUGGGAAAAUACAUCUGCACAUGCCAGGAGGUGAGACCGGGUAUCAGAGACCACACCCCCUGUCGUAGAGCAGCCUAUCACCUCACACUAAAAGGCCCCAAUGUUGAAGGAACAGUAGCCACAGCCGGUAGUCGUCACGUCCUGGCUAUCUACAUCCUUUUCUUCUGUGCGGGUGUAGCGUUUGGUAUGUUUGUCCUGUACUUCUUGAACCGGCGACGCAACAUUGGACGCCAGGGCCACCAGCUGCCAGAUAAUUCGCUGUCGUCGGGGAAGGGGCAGGACUUACUCGGCUCCUCUGCUACUCCGCAGUCCCCGAGCAGCGCCAGCUUGCUGUCGGAGGGAUUCCGGCUAACGGAGAAACGAAACGGGACCGCGACCACAACCACGUCAACCACCCUCCUCAGCAACCAGGGGAAUGGUGGUCACCAUGGUAACAGCUACAGCGGGACCCUGAUCCACAGCAACCCAAGCAAUGGCCACGGGAAUACCUUGUACACCAACUGCAACACGAGUAGCAGUGGGCUGAAGCUUGCCUCCGAAAUUCUAGCUGCAGACAUGUUGGACGCAAGGACGGGGGAGAGAGUGAGGCCUAAGGUGGUAGAGAGGGAGUCAGGGGAGGGGGACGAGGUGGAUGAAGGGCUGGGGGACGGCUUAGGGGAAGGAAUUAAAGGACUAGAGGAGGAGCUUGCCAGCUUUCCCAUGUUUAAAUUACCAGCACCACUAGCUCAGUGUGAGGAAAGCUCAAUAUGACUAAGUGAUAACAAAUAUUAAUAAUUGCACCAUUUUUGCUUCCUCCAAAUAAACUGAGUACUUCUGGGAGGGAUGCAAAAUGGCUACUGCCAAAUGCCUUUGAAAGGGAGCUGUGGCUCGAAGAGAGACCACAGAGACGUGAGGAAAAUAUGUGAGUAUGAGAGACUUAUAGAGAGAACUGCGAGUGUUGGGAUGGACUGUCACAGCUACAUAAAUGUAUCAGAUGUAAAUAAAUAAAACUGUAAAUAUAAGCUGUGGACAGGACAGUGAGCGUGACACUGAGCAUUUCAGAUGUCACAAUGAAUCAAAGACAAAAUGUCCACGUGUGUGACCAAAAGCCAUAUUGUCUUUGUCCUUAGCGUCUGUGUUGUCGUUCGCACUCUCGUCCUCUUCUCGUAAUGGCACCGCAGACGAGUGCACGUUGCAUCUUUCGGCACCUCUCUCUGUGUUUCUAUUUCUCUCUCUGACACACCAAACUUUCGAGGGUCCAAAGGCACCAAAGGACUGCUGAGCCACGGACUGCCCACUCCUGGGCUUCAGACAAAUAGAUGUCACUGUCAGAGACUAAAAGGACCAUGACGGGGCUGUUCCUGCCUAAACUGCCACAGAGGUCAAGUGGAUGAUAGGUUCAAGUUCACCCAUCAGCAAGAAAGUCUACAGCUGCCCAGCUAUGUCACUGUUCACCUACACCGUUACAAAUGAUUUUCAACAAGGAUGUGGAAUUAAUCUGCAGAACGGUCACUGAGCCACAAUCACCUUGUGUGUGGAUUUCAACAUAAAAAUGUAUUGGGUUUUUCUGUCCUGUUUUAUAAUAAAGACACAAAAGUUGCUGUUUA
Hippoglossus stenolepis (Pacific halibut) is the source of this 3412-nucleotide messenger RNA. RefSeq names its product sema domain, immunoglobulin domain (Ig), transmembrane domain (TM) and short cytoplasmic domain, (semaphorin) 4F (gene sema4f). Gene Ontology annotation, molecular function: chemorepellent activity; semaphorin receptor binding. NCBI's taxonomy places the organism in Eukaryota, Metazoa, Chordata, Actinopteri, Pleuronectiformes, Pleuronectidae. The coding region runs from base 6 to 2576 and encodes 856 amino acids. The transcript is spliced from 15 exons. The record is from RefSeq and is a predicted model, not a curated record. Gene Ontology annotation, biological process: positive regulation of cell migration; negative chemotaxis; semaphorin-plexin signaling pathway.